AUGAGUUCAAAUACAACACCAGAAAAAGUCACCGCAGAGCACGUUCUGUGGUAUAUUCCCAAUAAGAUCGGAUAUGUACGUGUUAUCACCGCCGCCCUUUCUUUUUUCGUCAUGAAGAAUCAUCCAACGGCCUUUACAUGGCUGUACACUACGUCGUGUCUGCUGGAUGCACUAGAUGGGACCAUGGCCAGAAAGUACAACCAAGUGUCCAGUCUGGGUGCCGUUUUGGACAUGGUUACCGACAGAUCCAGCACCGCUGGGUUGAUGUGUUUCCUUUGUGUGCAGUAUCCUCAAUGGUGCGUUUUCUUCCAAUUGAUGUUGGGCUUGGAUAUUACUAGUCACUACAUGCAUAUGUAUGCCAGUUUAAGUGCUGGAAAGACUUCUCAUAAAAGCGUGGGCGAGGGUGAGUCCAGAUUAUUACAUCUGUACUACACUAGAAGAGACGUAUUGUUCACUAUUUGUGCCUUCAAUGAACUAUUUUAUGCUGGGUUGUACCUGCAGUUGUUCUCCAAUUCUGCGACCUUUGGUAAAUGGACUACCAUCAUAAGUUUCCCUGGUUACGUAUUCAAGCAGACUGCAAACGUUGUCCAACUAAAAAGGGCAGCUUUGAUUCUAGCAGACAACGAUGCCAAGAAUGCCAAUGAGAAAAACAAGGCUAACUGA
This is a messenger RNA of Saccharomyces paradoxus, 663 nucleotides long. It is a transcript of the gene PIS1, whose product is annotated as CDP-diacylglycerol--inositol 3-phosphatidyltransferase. Bases 1 to 663 code for a protein of 220 amino acids. Gene Ontology annotation, molecular function: CDP-diacylglycerol-inositol 3-phosphatidyltransferase activity. The record is from RefSeq and is a predicted model, not a curated record. The transcript has a single exon. Gene Ontology annotation, cellular component: membrane; Golgi apparatus. Lineage: Eukaryota; Fungi; Ascomycota; Saccharomycetes; Saccharomycetales; Saccharomycetaceae. Gene Ontology annotation, biological process: phosphatidylinositol biosynthetic process.